AUAACGGCUAACUAAAUAGCUGGAAUAACGGCUAACUAGAUAGCGGGGGUAACGGCUAACUAAAUAGCUGGAAUAACGGCUAACUAGAUAGCGGGGGUAACGGCUAACUAAAUAGCUGGAAUAACGGCUAACUAGAUAGCUGGAAUAACGGCUAACUAAAUAGCUGGAAUAACGGCUAACUAGAUAGCUGGAAUAACGGCUAACUAAAUAGCUGGGGUAACGGAUGUGCAGAUAACGAUGUUGUUUUCGGCCAGCGAGCUCACGCUGUGGUUUGGAGUGUCGCUCCUAGAGCUGCUGAUAUUCCUGACGUGCGGGACGGCGACGGCGGUGCUGGUGAUGCUCCGCCUGACGGGGGCGCUGACGUCUUCGUGGCUCGUGCUGCUGGCGCCGCUCUUCGUCAGUGACGCACUUAAUGCGUACUUCUGCGUCAUCGUGCUCAUACGCAUGUACCUGUACUCCAUGCUACGCCCCGGGGUACUGCGUACCAUGUGGAGUACAGGCGUCAUCGCCCUCAGUUUUGUGUUCAAGUUCCUCCUCUGCAGGAGGCUCGACGAUCCCGGGGGUCUUGAGUUCUCGGCCGUCCUCGCUCCUAUAUUUAUACUCCUGCAGAUGUUGAUGAUAAGGGCGUGUCACUUCAAGACGGGCGCUGACCUGGCAUGAUGAUAAGGGCGUGUCACUUCAAGACGGGCACUGACCUGGCAUGAUGAUAAGGGCGUGUCACUUCAAGACGGGCGCUGAAGUGGCAUGAUGAUAAGGACGUGUCACUUCAAGACGGGCGCUGACCUGGCAUAAUGAUAAGGCGUGUCACUUCAAGACGGGCGCUGACCUGGCAUGACGGGUUGAAGCCUGAUGACCAGGGCGAAAUAUUCACGUGGAUCAACUCACCCUUCCAUAUAUUCACCUGCGACUCAUCUAUCUAUACUUAAUGAAAAUGAAACGUUCUGUUCGUCGCAUGUGAACAAAUAUUGCAUGUAUGUCAUUAUUCACCGAACAUUUCUCGUUUACGACUGAUGACAAAACUGUCGAGCUUAGAGGCCAGAAUGUUAGGCUAGUUAGCCAUUGUAACAAGGCGGGCCCUAUCGUUAUCCUGUCUUAUCCUUCAUCCUUCCUUAGCUCGUCUUAUCCUUCAUCGUAUAUCCCAUGAGAAGGACUAGAUAAGGAUAAGCAGUGCAGCUUCAGUUGAGUUCUUAAUUUUUUUUUUCACUGAAAAAUUUGAUUCCGUUACUUUAGAAGAUGCACUUGUAUAUUCAUCUGUGAAUCUCAUUAGGUCCCUUUGACUCUACUAAUUAGAUGUUAAUUAUUAUUAUGGAUCUCAUUCAUUAGUAUAAAUCACUUAAUUCUUAAUAUUUCUACCUUUGCUAAACUGGUUGAAAGGUAAUAAAAAGUUUUUUAGUAAUCUCAGUGUAAUAUAAAAAGUAAUUAUGACAAUAUUCACAUAUGUAGCCAUGUUUGUACAUAUUCAUUAUACAAAAAAAUGUUACAUUUUCA
Molecule: messenger RNA, 1488 nt
Organism: Hyalella azteca
Lineage: Eukaryota; Metazoa; Arthropoda; Malacostraca; Amphipoda; Hyalellidae
Product: transmembrane protein 203-like
Exons: 2
Coding region: 238-660 (140 amino acids)
Biological process (GO): intracellular calcium ion homeostasis
Cellular component (GO): endoplasmic reticulum
Source: RefSeq, a predicted model, not a curated record